Molecule: messenger RNA, 828 nt
Organism: Penicillium cataractarum
Lineage: Eukaryota; Fungi; Ascomycota; Eurotiomycetes; Eurotiales; Aspergillaceae
Exons: 1
Coding region: 1-828 (275 amino acids)
Source: RefSeq, a predicted model, not a curated record
AUGGCACUGGAUACAGUGCGUACGAGGAUACCAACAUCCACCAAUCGCCAGGAUACAUUUUCACGAGUCGAAUGGAUGCAUGAAAAUCCCUCCAAGCUGCCUCUGGUCCGACGAGUUCCAACGUUGAACAUGAUGAAUCAAUCUCCUGAGUUCCCUCCGCCAGAAAAGGAGAAUUCAACAGAAAAGGAUAACUCGACGGAAAAAGUCCUCGAGCGAGUUCCUGUGAGCGUUUCCUCUUCGACCGCUUCAUCGUCGGACGAAGACUCUAAUUCUGAUAUUCCGGAUCAAUAUCACCUUGUCUCUACUUCUCAGGUAGAUCAGAGUGACAGCACCAUACAUUUCUCGCUCGAUGUUGCCGAUGACAUUGAAGGCCACCUGGAAGAAGUCUCGCGCUUGAAACGAUGGGGUCAUUUUCAAGAAGCAAUCCAAUACUUUACUGCAAACCUGGAGCAUCAUCUGGAUCUACCUCUGGUUCUGCUUGAAUGUGCCGACUUGCUCGUUGAACAGGGUUCUUACCACCAGUUUGAUACUUUUGUAAAUGCUUUCAUAUCAAAUCAGCGGCGGCAUGAUCCGAAAACGAAAUGUCUCCCGAUUGGCAGCGACGAAAAGGGUCCGGAUUUGUAUAGUUACCACUUUAAUUUACUGGGGCUGCGAAAGAGGCUUUCUUUGGAAAGCUUUCCGGGGGAGGAUAUGGGCGCCGUCAUGGACUGGUUACAACCCCACUCAUUUUGUGAAUACUUGGACAAGCGAGCCACGUCCAGGCGCGGUACCUACUCUGCACACGGUGAUGAGAUACCCUUUGAUUCAACGGAGGUAUUAUUAUCCUAA